This is a messenger RNA of Fomitopsis serialis, 1036 nucleotides long. Its product is annotated as polymerase III polypeptide H. Gene Ontology annotation, biological process: transcription initiation at RNA polymerase III promoter; DNA-templated transcription. The transcript is spliced from 6 exons. Lineage: Eukaryota; Fungi; Basidiomycota; Agaricomycetes; Polyporales; Fomitopsidaceae. The record is from RefSeq and is a predicted model, not a curated record. Gene Ontology annotation, cellular component: RNA polymerase III complex. Bases 188 to 847 code for a protein of 219 amino acids.
UUUCGGCGUUCGCGGGGUCGUCGACCUGUUGGGCCAGUUUGUUGAAGUCAUCUUCUACUUAUGCAGGUCUCAUAGCAAACAAUGUCACGAUCCUAGACACGUCCAGACAUAUCAUCAAUACCGCGGGCAAUAAGUAUUCUCAGGAACUACACACGACAACCGAAUUACUGAAAGCUGGAAGUGAGCGAUGUUCGUGCUUUCCAUCAUCAAGGACACCGUUGCGGUGCAUCCUCAACACUUCGGUGCGCCACCCGAGCAGGCGAUCACCAACGAGCUCAAUAAAAAGUACGCAAACCGCGUCUUGCACGACGUCGGGCUGUGCAUAUGCGUGUUUGACCUCGCGGAGGUCGGCGAGGGGAAGGUUCGGUACGGAGAUGGGUUUCUAUGGUACAAAGUGAUAUUCAGGUUGACCGUGUUCCGACCAUUCCCCUCCGAAGUCAUUCUUGCGAAAGUCAAGUCUUCAGAUGAAGACGGCAUUCGACUGACGGUCGGUUUCUUCGACGACAUUUAUGUCCCCCUUGUAUUCCUCUCAGAGCCCUCAGCAUUCGACCCAAACGAGCGCGCACACUUCUGGAUGCCCAGCUCCGAAGCCACCUCUGCGCACGAGCUGCUAGACUCUGCGGUGGCCGACAGGAUGUACAUCGACACAGGCGAGGUCGUCCGCGUGCGCGUCGAGUCCGACGAGUUCUACGACGACGAGCCUGGUCCCCCCAAGGCGACGGAGGGCGUGCAGCAGGCGCAUGAAAACAGACGGCCGCCAUAUACCAUCAUCUGCUCGAUAGCGGAGCAGGGUUUGGGUCCCGUGUCGUGGUGGAAGCCUGGGGCCGACGCAAUGGAUGAGGGAUAGCAGUGUGCUGGGGAUGUCUAAUAGGUGUUCAUUGUCCAGACGCUGUAGCCAUACACUGUUCGUGCGGCGUUCCAUAGUGCCGUGUAAUACUACUGCUGAUACUUGUCUACAUGAGGCCCGGCUCUCGCGGAUAAUAAAGGGAAUCAAACAAAAUAUUGCUGAUACUAUGUUUGCUUACUCCAAGUCGUC